Molecule: messenger RNA, 411 nt
Organism: Ramularia collo-cygni
Lineage: Eukaryota; Fungi; Ascomycota; Dothideomycetes; Mycosphaerellales; Mycosphaerellaceae
Product: probable 60S ribosomal protein L26
Exons: 3
Coding region: 1-411 (136 amino acids)
Biological process (GO): ribosomal large subunit biogenesis; cytoplasmic translation
Cellular component (GO): cytosolic large ribosomal subunit
Molecular function (GO): structural constituent of ribosome; RNA binding
Source: RefSeq, a predicted model, not a curated record
AUGACGAAGAUCAACACCAGCCUGUCGUCCAGCCGGAGAAAGAGCCGCAAGGCUCACUUCUCCGCGCCUUCCAGUGUGCGCCGUGUUAUCAUGAGCGCUCCUCUCUCCAAGGAACUCCGUGAGAAGCACAACGUUCGCGCGAUCCCCAUCCGCAAGGACGACGAGGUCAUCAUCAAGCGUGGCAGCAUGAAGGGUCGCGAGGGCAAGGUCACAUCCGUCUACCGUCUCAAAUAUGUCAUCCACAUUGAGCGCGUCGCCCGCGAAAAGGUCAACGGCCAGUCGGUCCCCAUCGGCAUCGCUCCUUCCAAGGUCGAAAUCACCAAGCUCAAGCUCGACAAGGACCGUGAGAACAUCAUCGAGCGCAUCGCUGCUGGACGUGUCGCCAACGAGAAGAAGCGCACCAAGGCUUAA